CAACCGCUUUGCUAUUGUCCAAGUGGAAAGAGCCAAGUUUAUUAUGAGGACUAUAUGCUCUAGAGACCUCAGGCAAGGCAGCUCAUAGGAGGCUUUUUCAUAAAACAAGGCUGAGCUCGUAUAAAGGAGGCCAGUUUUGAAGCAGGCGUUGAGCAGUGCACAUCAUCCCACCAUCUAGGCAUCUCCAACCAGCCAUCUACUUACGUAUUUUUUCCAUUUUGGUAAGCCAUUCCGAGCCUUUUCAAUGUAUAAAAUGGAGUAUUCUUACCUCAAUUCCUCUGCCUACGAGUCAUGUAUGGCCGGGAUGGACACCUCAAGUUUGGCUUCGGCAUAUGCCGAUUUCAGUUCGUGCAGCCAAGCCAGCGGGUUUCAGUAUAAUCCUAUAAGGACCACAUUCGGGGCCACAUCAGGAUGCCCAUCCCUGACUCCUGGAUCAUGUAGCCUGGGAACGCUAAGAGAUCACCAGAGCAGCCCCUACGCAGCAGUACCCUACAAGCUUUUCACCGAUCACGGCGGCUUAAAUGAAAAGAGGAAACAGAGGCGCAUCAGGACCACCUUCACAAGCGCACAGCUUAAGGAGCUCGAGAGAGUAUUUGCUGAAACGCACUACCCCGAUAUCUACACGCGAGAGGAGCUGGCGUUGAAAAUUGACCUCACCGAAGCCCGAGUCCAGGUUUGGUUCCAGAAUCGCCGAGCAAAGUUCCGUAAACAGGAAAGAGCAGCGGCAGCGGCGGCAGCAGCGGCCAAAAACGGCUCGUCAGGGAAGAAAUCGGACUCCCGGGACGACGAAAGCAAAGAUUCCAAAGCAACUGACCCAGACAGCACAGGGGGGCCUGGUCCCAACCCCAACCCGACCCCGAGUUGCGGAGGACCCAGCCCCACUGGAGGACAGGGUAACCCCGGGCCCAACGGAGGAGUGGAACAGGUGAAAUCGGCGGCCGCUGGACUUAGUGCUGGAGCGACGGGACAGGGCUGGGCUGCAGCGCCGGGCACAAUCACAUCUAUCCCAGACUCUUUAGGAGGCCCUUUCGCCAGCGUGCUGUCCUCUCUCCAAAGACCAAACGGAACCAAAGCUACGUUAGUUAAAAGCAGCAUGUUCUGAACUCUGCCACGCACUGUGACUCUUACUUAUUCAAACCCUACCUGUCAAGUGGACUCGUACGUGAGGCAGACGCGAAGCGCCGUUGCGGGAGUAGGAAGAGGCGGCGAUUGCGUUUAAAUAAGCGGGCGGCAACUGCGGACUGAUUAGACGCACAGCACAGUCCCUGCUUUUCUGAUUUACUAAUGCGAAUUUUGGGGAGGCAACCAAAUACGCGUGCCCCAGUUUCCACGUGUAAAUUGGUUUGCAGAAGAAAAUCCCGCCGAGGUUCUGUGACUUCGAUUUCCUGUAGUGGUUCACAUAGGUAAAACACCGCAACACCGAUGCUUUGUUUAGGGUUAAAAGUGCGCCGUGAAAAGGUGCAGCGAAGCAUUUCAAUGGAACACUGACAUUCUGACCGUCACUGGAAAAGAGAACAAAUCAAAAUUAUUUGCGUUCUUUUGUUUUGUUAAUGUACUUCUCUUUUUAAGAUUCGUAUUAUUUUCUUUCAGAUGGGUCUUUUCCAAUUUUAGUUGCUUUUGUUUGGUUACUUUUCCCAGAGGCACAAAAGACGUUCGCCACUGUUGACAGGAAUACUUUAAUCUUUUUUGUGUGUCUUUCUACAGCUGUGUUCUGUGACUCAAUGGUAUAGUGUUAAUAUAAGUAUAAAUUGUCUACUAUAGUUGAUUCUAGAUAACGUUUACCCUUGUUGUCUAUAAGUGUCUUGAUGAAGUUUCAAGAGAUCAUCACGGGUUCAGUUACUUUUUUUUGUGUUCAAAUAUACCAAGCUGAAAUAACGGUAUUUAUUUUAUUAUGAUUUGCAUGUCGUCACAUUUUCUUUGUACGACUGAAAUUUCUUGUGAGCAUAAUUUGCUUAAGUCAAGUUCAGGAGUUCAAAUUAUUUAUAUGUAGGUAUAAUGAAUGCUUAUAUUUAAGAGGGAAAUAUUUCUACAUGUGCAUAUAGUUUUCCAAAAGUGUACCAUUAACUUGGUUGUUGAUA
This is a messenger RNA of Polypterus senegalus (gray bichir), 2078 nucleotides long. It is a transcript of the gene phox2bb, whose product is annotated as paired like homeobox 2Bb. Gene Ontology annotation, biological process: regulation of transcription by RNA polymerase II. Gene Ontology annotation, molecular function: DNA-binding transcription factor activity, RNA polymerase II-specific; RNA polymerase II transcription regulatory region sequence-specific DNA binding. Bases 245 to 1102 code for a protein of 285 amino acids. The transcript has 3 exons. The record is from RefSeq and is a predicted model, not a curated record. NCBI's taxonomy places the organism in Eukaryota, Metazoa, Chordata, Cladistia, Polypteriformes, Polypteridae.